AUGCUUGCUCUGAAAAAUACUCCGUCAUCGAAAGAGGAACUGAGUCCAGUGCCAGGGAGCGGUGAGGUGGAGGAGGCCAGUGAGGAUGUGCCCGAGAGGAUGGAAGUUGCCGCCGGUGAAGACACUCAAGAACUCUCCGAUAUCACCGACCAUGAGAACCGAUCAACCAGAAUUACGUCAUCAACCAGCCUUGUGAUUGCCACUUGGAUCAAGGUUAUCUCAUUUACAGCUGUUUUUCACUCCCUUCCUGUCCUCUUCUCGCCAACACAGAAAUCAUAUGAUUGA
This is a messenger RNA of Gongylonema pulchrum, 285 nucleotides long. The record is from the annotation of a GenBank genome assembly. NCBI's taxonomy places the organism in Eukaryota, Metazoa, Nematoda, Chromadorea, Rhabditida, Gongylonematidae.